UGUCUGUGAGCUGAGGGCAUCGUUUUGCUUCCGUAACCUAUCACCCAGAUCUGUCGUUGUGCAGUCUCAGUGCAGAGCUGCAGACCGAGUUCAGGCGCUGUAGCCAGCUGUCGCGCUCGGCAUUGCUCCACGACACGCACACACGUAACCACAUCCGUACGGCGUGCAUCCAACCACCCCAAUUCCAUAUCCAACUCCCCUUUCACUGGCAGACAGCAAGGCAGACCCGGUGGAGACGUCCACUUUACUCAUUCUCCUAACGGGACACGACAGACUCCAUCGCUCUAACGGGAGUAGAGACCCCCUGUAUGUUGAGGACUGUACAGUGCAGACCACCAGCACUACCAGCGGCAGCACCAUGGCAACCAAGAGACCAGGGGAGAGGACCUCUCCGGCAGCAGGACCCACAGACACCAGGCAGUCUGGAGCAGAGAUACAGGAGACACUGGUAUACAUGCAGUGCUGUGGGCAGGAAGCCCCUAACAUGACAGAGAGCAACGGCCAUAGGAACAUUAUGAAUAGGCACCAUCAGGUACCGGUCUUCGUGCCCCGGGGGAGGACUGAGGCGGGCUGGACCCACCCUGCGGCUCCUCAGCAGACUACAACUCCCAAAGUGCCCUCCUGCCCUGUGUCUGCCCCAUACAGUUUCCGGAGCCCAGGGUCGGUGGAGAUGGAUGAGAUCAUGGCAGCCAUGGUUCUGACCAGUCUGUCCUGCAGCCCUGUGGUCCAGAGCUCUUCUCAGGGUGACCCUGUACCAGGUAAAUUAAGUUCUUUCAGAGGAGCGUACAGGUGUCUGUGGCCCAGCUGUGGCAAGGUGCUCACGUCUUCAGUUGGUAUGAAGAGACAUGUUCGUGUGAUGCACCUGGGCAGUGGAUCGGAGCAGUCCCACAGAGAGGAGGAUUUCUACUACACUAAGUUCUCCUGCAAAGUUCCACCGGCCCUCGUCCCGGCCUUGUCCUCUCACGUCCCAUGGGCAUCCCGUGGCUCCCCUCCAGACCCUGGUCCUGGUCCAGGUUCCUGUCUCCAGAUCCCCUCCUCUACCUCGUCCUCACACUCAGGGUCAGGCAGCUCCAGGCCCAGCUCAGGCCCAGGGUCAACCCCAGGGUCAGCUCCAGACCAGCCCAGCCCUCUCAGCCAGUCUGCCCCCAGUUCCUUUUGGCAGACAGACCACCCGUAUCAGGCCUGCACUCCCCUCCAGGUGACAGUGUCAUGUCACAACUCCGCCCCCUGUUGUUGGACCCCUCCCCCUCUCACCGUCUCUAACCAGCACAGUCACCACAACUCUCAGGUGGUGAGGGGUCGCUGCAGGUCUGUGAGUGUGGGAGAACAGUGGCUUCAACAGAACAGCGCCACCAAAAGGCUAACCACCAUGAGAGCAGCCUCUCCGUCACGCUCUCAAUGCUCCUUCAGAAUGUUUUGGGACCACCAGGUGGUGAGGGGUCGCUGCAGGUCUGUGAGUGUGGGAGAACAGUGGCUUCAACAGAACAGCGCCACCAAAAGGCUAACCACCAUGAGAGCAGCCUCUCCGUCACGCUCUCAAUGCUCCUUCAGGAAGGGACGAGGGGAGGCUAAGAAGUGUCGUAAGGUGUACGGAGUGGAGCACAAGGAGCAGUGGUGCACGGCCUGUCGCUGGAAGAAAGCCUGCCAGCGCUUCACAGACUAAACGAGGGCGCGAACGAGGGAUGAUGGACAAAAGAGAGACUUGGGAGAAAAAAAGAGAGGUCACGAUCACAACCAGGGCCUGUUAGCCACCAAGAACAACAAAUUCCAGUUUUUUCUACCUUGUUUUUAUUUCCCCUCAAGGAAUAAAGUGAUUUGUGUAUUUUUUUAAAAAUGUAAACGUUGACCUGAGCAGUGAGUCAGUGUGUGUGAUGUUAGUAGCUAGUAGUUGAUGUUAUGACGUGGUAGGCCUACAAUGUUCGUCCUUCCUAGCCUGGUCCCAGACCUGUUGGUGCUGUGUGGCAUGACAACGACCGUAGGAGUUAGUUAUACACAGGGACUGAACUUUUUGGGGUACUGGCUUGUAACCCUGGGUAACAAUUGGCUCAAAAGUCUGUGCCAUGCAAUAUUUCUAAGGACAAACUUUAGACCGUCCUGGCGGGCUAGUGUGGCACAUUUUCUACUUGCCCGAUCUGAAAAGUACUAGCCCGAUCUGAAAAGUACUAGCCCGAUUUGAAAAGUACUAGCCCGAUCUGAAAAGUACUAGCCCGAUUUGAAAAGUACUAGCCCGAUCUGAAAAGUACUAGCCCGAUUUGAAAAGUACUAGCCCGAUUUGAAAAGUACUAGCCCGAUCUGAAAAGUACUAGCCCGAUCUGGCGGGCUGGUUUAGUUUCCAUCCCGGGUUGAGCAAGGCGCUUCAUCCUUAAAUGUUCUCAAACUUCUUCUUCUAUACAGCACAAACAGAUCUGGCCCCAGGAUACACGUGUCUCCUCACCUCCCACUGAGAACAUGUCUCUCCUCACCUCCCACUGAGAACAUGUCUCUCCUCACCUCUCACUGAGAACAUGUCUCUCCUCACCUCUCACGCCUCUCCUCACCUCUCACUGAGAACAUGUCUCUCCUCACCUCUCACGCCUCUCCUCACCUCCCACUGAGAACAUGUCUCUCCUCACCUCCCACUGAGAACAUGUCUCUCCUCACCUCCCACUGAGACCAUGUCUCUCCUCACCUCCCACUGAGACCAUGUCUCUCCUCACCUCUUACGUCUCUCCUCACCUCCCAUUGAGAACAUGUCUCUCCUCACCUCUCAUGUCUCUCCUCACCUCCCACUGAGAACAUGUCUCUCCUCACCUCUCAUGUCUCUCCUCACCUCCCACUGAGAACAUGUCUCUCCUCACCUCUCAUGUCUCUCCUCACCUCCCACUGAGAACAUGUCUCUCCUCACCUCUCAUGUCUCUCCUCACCUCCCACUGAGAACAUGUCUCUCCUCACCUCCCACUGAGUACAUGUCUCUCCUCACCUCUCAUGUCUCUCCUCACCUCCCACUGAGUAUAUGUCUCUCCUCACCUCCCACUGAAAACAUGUCUCUCCUCAUCUUCCACAGUAUUGUAGCUCUCUUCUUCUUUAAUAUCCUCCUCCAACACGUCAUUCUUCCCCGUGGCCUCCAACACGUCAUUCUUCCCCGUGGCCUCCAACACCUCAUUCUUCCCCGUGGCCUCCAACACGUCAUUCUUCCCCGUGGCCUCCAACACGUCAUUCUUCCCCGUGGCCUCCAACACGUAAUUCUUCCCCGUGGCCUCCAACACGUCAUUCUUCCCCGUGGCCUCCAACACGUCAUUCUUCCCCGUGGCCUCCAACACGUCAUUCUUCCCCGUGGCCUCCAACACGUAAUUCUUCCCCGUGGCCUCCAACACGUCAUUCUUCCCCGUGGCCUCCAACACGUCAUUCUUCCCCGUGGCCUCCAACACGUCAUUCUUCCCCGUGGCCUCCAACACGUCAUUCUUCCCCGUGGCCUCCAACACGUAAUUCUUCCCCGUGGCCUCCAACACGUCAUUCUUCCCCGUGGCCUCCAACACGUCAUUCUUCCCCGUGGCCUCCAACACGUCAUUCUUCCCCGUGGCCUCCAACACGUAAUUCUUCCCCGUGGCCUCCAACACCUCAUUCUUCCCCGUGGCCUCCAACACCUCAUUCUUCCCCGUGGCCUCCAACACCUCAUUCUUCCCCGUGGCCUCCAACACGUCAUUCUUCCCCGUGGCCUCCAACACCUCAUUCUUCCCCGUGGCCUCCAACACGUCAUUCUUCCCCGUGGCCUCCAACACGUCAUUCUUCCCCGUAGCCUCCAACACAUCAUUCUUCCCCGUGGCCUCCAACACUUCAUUCUUCCCCUUGGCCUCAACACGUCAUUCUUCCCCGUGGCCUCCAACACGUCAUUCUUCCCCAUGGUGUCUACAGAAGCAAUGGACGACCUAUACCUCAAUGUGAUAUGCUAUCUAUGAGAUCUUUUGUACUAUUUUGUAUUUUUGUGUUUUUUUAUUGUUAUAUAAAGAGUUUAAUGUCA
Messenger RNA from Oncorhynchus keta (chum salmon), 3997 nucleotides. Its product is annotated as zinc finger protein 395-like. Gene Ontology annotation, cellular component: nucleus. Gene Ontology annotation, molecular function: RNA polymerase II cis-regulatory region sequence-specific DNA binding; DNA-binding transcription factor activity. Gene Ontology annotation, biological process: regulation of transcription by RNA polymerase II. The record is from RefSeq and is a predicted model, not a curated record. Lineage: Eukaryota; Metazoa; Chordata; Actinopteri; Salmoniformes; Salmonidae. The coding region runs from base 359 to 1663 and encodes 434 amino acids. The transcript has 12 exons.